GCUGCCGCGCUGGCUACAAGAGAGUGACUCUGCCCGGGUUGCUUCUUGUGGUAGCGAUGGCCUCGUUCGUGACGGAAGUCCUGGCACACUCGGGGAGGCUGGAAAAGGAGGAUCUGUGCACUCGGAUCAGCCGCCUGACCCAGCGGGUGGAGGAGAUUAAGGGCGAGGUAUGCAGUAUGAUCAGCAAGAAGUACAGUGAAUUCCUGCCUAGCAUGCAAAGUGCACAGGACCUGGUUACCCAAGUGGAUAAGCUAUCUGAUGACAUUGACCUGCUGAAAUCCAGGAUAGAGAGUGAGGUCCGCCGGGAUCUUCACGUAUCAACUGCUGAAUUUACAGACUUGAAGCAACAGUUGGAAAGAGACUCGGUAGUCCUAAGUUUACUUAGACAGCUACACGAGUUUUCUACUGCUAUUGAGGAAUAUAAUUGUGCAUUGGCAGAGAAGAAGUAUGUUACUGCUGCUCAGCGUCUAGAAGAGGCACAGAUAUGCUUGAAGUUAUUAAAAUCCAGAAAAUGCUUUGAUUUAAAAAUACUGAAAUCUCUCAGCAUGGAGCUUACAAUACAGAAACAGAACAUACUUUAUCACCUUGGAGAAGAGUGGCAGAAGCUGAUUGUAUGGAAGUUCCCACCAUCAAAAGAUACCAGCAACUUGGAAUCUUGCCUACAAACAGAACUUCAUUUAUGCGCUGAACCAUCUCAGAAAGAAGAGAAGACCCCCGUGCCACCCAUCAGUUCUGUCCUCUUGGCAUUUUCUCUUCUUGGGGAGCUACAUACCAAGCUUAAGUCAUUUGGUCAGAUGCUGCUGAAGUAUAUCCUUAGGCCUCUGGCAUCUUGCCCAUCCCUUUUUGCUGUGAUAGAAAGCCAACCUAACAUCAUUAUCAUUCGUUUUGAAUCUGUGAUGACUGGCUUGGAACAUCCAUCACCAUCUGAAGUUUUUGCCAAGAUCAGACUGGUACUGGAAGUGGUCCAGAAACAACUUCUAGAUUCGCCUCUUGUUGCUGAUGUAGAAAAUGAGAAAACAUGCAAGAUCGUAUUGGCUGAGAUGCUUGGUGACAUGAUCUGGGAGGAUUUGUCCGAGUGCCUCAUUAAAAAUUGUUUGGUUUAUUCUAUCCCAACAAAUAGCAGCAAGUUACAGCAGUAUGAGGAGAUCAUACAGUCCACUGAAGAAUUUGAAAAUGCCUUAAAGGAGAUGAGGUUUCUAAAAGGAAAUACUACAGAUUUGCUGAAAUAUGCCCGUAACAUCAAUUCUCAUUUUGCUAACAAGAAGUGUCAGGAUGUGAUUGUGGCAGCUAGAAACCUAAUGACCUCUGAAAUUCACAACACUGUGAAGAUCACUCCUGCUUCUAAGAUAAGCGUGCCAGAUUUACCUAGUCCUGCUGAGGGUGACAAACUACAAGUACAGAAAGUGUCCACAACUCAGUACAACGAAGUGAUGAAUUUAGAGCCUGAAAAUACGUUGGACCAACAUUCCUUUUCUUUGCCCACAUGCCGCAUCAGUGAAUCUGUGAAGAAAUUAAUGGAACUCGCCUAUCAGACUUUACUGGAGGCAACAACUAGCAGUGAUCAAUGUGCUGUUCAACUUUUCUACUCAGUGAGGAAUAUCUUCCAUUUGUUCCAUGAUGUUGUACCAACAUAUCACAAGGAGAACCUUCAAAAACUGCCCCAGUUGGCUGCCAUUCACCUCAACAACUGUAUGUAUAUCGCUCACCACUUGCUGACCCUCGGGCAUCAGUUCAGAUUGCGUCUUGCCCCCAUUCUGUGUGAUGGCACUACUACUUUUGUGGAUCUUGUACCUGGCUUCAGGAGACUUGGGACAGAGUGUUUUUUGGCCCAAAUGCGGGCACAGAAAGGAGAACUUCUGGAAAGAUUAUCAAGUGCUAGAAACUUUUCAAACAUGGACGAUGAGGACAAUUACUCUGCAGCAAGUAAAGCAGUCCGACAGGUACUGCACCAACUAAAGAGACUUGGAAUUGUGUGGCAGGAUGUCCUGCCAGUGAACAUAUAUUGCAAGGCUAUGGGGACUUUACUCAGUACAACAAUUUCUGAGAUCAUUGGCAGAAUCACUGCCCUAGAGGACAUCUCUACUGAAGAUGGUGAUAGAUUGUAUUCCUUAUGCAAAACAGUGAUGGAUGAAGGACCUCAAGUAUUUGCACCUCUGUCUGAAGAAAACAAGAACAAGAAGUAUCAAGAAGAGGUUCCGGUCUACGUGCCAAAAUGGAUGCCAUUCAAAGAAUUGAUGAUAAUGUUACAAGCCAGCCUGCAAGAAAUUGGGGAUCGGUGGGCAGAUGGAAAAGGGCCCUUGGCAGCUGCGUUCUCUUCCAGCGAAGUAAAAGCUUUAAUUCGUGCCUUGUUCCAGAACACAGAAAGAAGAGCAGCUGCCCUUGCCAAGAUUAAAUAGCUCCAUCUUCCUGAGAAAGCCAUUUCUUGAGCAGGUGGAUUCCUUUCUUGGCGUAAUUAGUCUUUAAAGACUUCUUGGAAUCACCCGUUGGUUUUGGUGAACUGAUAUAUCAUGGAAGUUUGAUUUCACCUAAGAACGCCUUACCUCCUGGCCUGUAUGAGGCUUUGUUGAAGAACUGGUUGUUAGGAUCAGAUGUCAAAUGAAGCACCUCAAUUUGUUGACUUUUUAGCCACCCUCCCUUAAUAAGAAACUGUAGGGUGACAUUGUUUCAUGUUGCUUCCAGGGCCCUCUGGGAACUGUGUCCAUUGAAAAUAUAAGCCCUGGCCUUGGAUCAAGGAAUCCAGGUCAUUCCAAGAGUCAGGAUAAAGAAUUUGUGAGAGAUGGGAGAUAUAUUUUGGAGGGCAAGGGAACCAUAAAUUGGUCUUGCAGGAAUUAGGAAGACUUCCUUCAAUAUUUCUUUCCAAUAAAUAAUGCUUUUCAGA
Messenger RNA from Lagenorhynchus albirostris (white-beaked dolphin), 2878 nucleotides. It is a transcript of the gene ZW10, whose product is annotated as zw10 kinetochore protein. Gene Ontology annotation, biological process: endoplasmic reticulum to Golgi vesicle-mediated transport; mitotic spindle assembly checkpoint signaling; mitotic cell cycle. Gene Ontology annotation, cellular component: RZZ complex; chromosome, centromeric region; nucleus. The record is from RefSeq and is a predicted model, not a curated record. NCBI's taxonomy places the organism in Eukaryota, Metazoa, Chordata, Mammalia, Artiodactyla, Delphinidae. The coding region runs from base 57 to 2396 and encodes 779 amino acids. The transcript is spliced from 16 exons.